This is a messenger RNA of Fusarium keratoplasticum, 2331 nucleotides long. RefSeq names its product RING-type E3 ubiquitin transferase. Gene Ontology annotation, biological process: protein ubiquitination; rescue of stalled cytosolic ribosome. NCBI's taxonomy places the organism in Eukaryota, Fungi, Ascomycota, Sordariomycetes, Hypocreales, Nectriaceae. Bases 1 to 2331 code for a protein of 776 amino acids. The record is from RefSeq and is a predicted model, not a curated record. Gene Ontology annotation, molecular function: ribosome binding; ubiquitin protein ligase activity. The transcript is spliced from 2 exons.
AUGGCUCCACAAGCCGGAGACUCUGGAGCAGCUGCCUCUGAGCCACACAACCAAGGCAACGCCUCUCGCAAUCGAGGACAAGGACGGGGCAAAGGCAACCAGGGUCGGCGAGGAGGCCAACGACGUGGACGAGGCGGAAACAACGCCAACGUCCCCUCAGUGCCCGCGAACCCAGCAGCCCAAGAUGUCGCUGCCGCAGCAUCCAGAGCCCAUGCUAUGAGCGCGGGCAAGACGGCGGAAGCUGCCGACGACGAUGACGAAGGUGAAGUCUGUUUUAUCUGCGCGAACCCAGUCGCUCACCACUCGAUUGCGCCCUGCAACCACACGACAUGUCACAUCUGUGGUCUGCGUAUGAGAGCCCUUUAUAAGACGAAGGACUGCGCACACUGCCGUACUCCGGCUCCCUUUGUCAUCUUCACGGACGAUGCUGAGAAGCGCUUCGAGGACUAUUCGGAAAAGGACAUCACCACAACCGACAGCAAUAUCGGAAUCAAGUACACAAACGAGGAUAUCGUCGGCGACACAGUCCUCCUUCUACGAUACAACUGCCCUGACCCGUCCUGCGACUUUGCUGGCCUAGGCUGGCCCGAUCUGCACCGCCAUGUCAAGUCCGCCCACCGCAAGCGCAUGUGCGAUCUCUGCACUCGUAACAAGAGGGUGUUCACGCACGAGCACGAGCUGUUUGGGGACCGUGAGCUGGAGAAGCACAUGCGUCAUGGCGACGACAAGCCCGGCGCCGCGGACCAGACCGGUUUCAAGGGCCAUCCUCUCUGCGGCUUCUGCGGAGAACGAUUCUACGACGACGAUAAACUGUACGAGCACUGUAGGAUGAAGCACGAACGAUGCUUCAUCUGCGACAGACGGGACUCGCGACAUCCACACUAUUACCUUGAUUACAACUCGCUCGAGGAACACUUCAAGAAGGAUCAUUUCCUGUGCAAAGACCGGGAAUGCUUGGAAAAGAAGUUUGUCGUGUUUGAGUCAGAAAUGGACUUGCAGGCUCACCAGCUGAGCGAGCAUGGUGGCAAGACGGCAGGAAGGGAUGCACGCGUAGUCAAUAUGUCGGGAUUCGACCUUCGAACGCCCUAUCAACAAGAGCGAGGAGGUCCAAGUGGCCGUGAUGGAGAGGGACGUCGUGGUGGGCGAAGAGGUAAUAGGGGCCGUGACCCUAAUGCGGAAACAGUCCCUGUGAGCUCUGCCCAGCCUUUGCGACGCGACGAGAUUGCCUUCCAGCGACAGAUGGCCAUCCAUUCGGCCCAGUCUGUGUCGAACCGGACCUUUGGGGGAUCGCUCUCUGCCCCUUCGCCCACACCAGCUGCUGCCUCAUCACAGCCUCGUGGCGGCAGCUCAUCGACUACCCCUCGAGGAAGCCAGACGAAUCUCGCCAACCCGAUCGAGUCAGCCACCGUCGUCGACACGGCCAAUCUCGCACCUGAAGAACGUGCCCGACUUGUUCGCCACGGCGCCGUGGUGGAGCGAGCAUCCAACCUCCUUGGCAACGACAACCAGCGUAUGGCCACAUUCCGUAACCAAAUCUCGUCCUACCGCCAGGGCGGCCUCACGGCGCCGCAACUCAUCGAUGCCUUUUUCACACUCUUUGCCGACACAUCGUCCAACGCUCUCGGAACACUGGUACGAGAAGUCGCAGAUCUGUACGAGGACAAGGCCAAGGCCGACGCCCUGCGCAAGGCUUGGCAGGACUGGCGCGCCAUCAAUGAGGACUACCCAAGCUUGCCCGGCCUGAGCGGCAUGCACGGCGCGACGUCGAGUUCCAGCGGUUGGGCCAACGCUGCCACCGCGAACCCGGCUUUGCCCAACGCAGCGCCUUCUCAGAAGCACUCGAACCGCGUGCUCAAGCUCAAGAACAGCACAAGACUGGGGGGUCCUGCGCCUGUUUCGGCAGGACCCUCAUCGUGGGCCGGUCGUCCUGCGGCGACCCCUCCAACUUCUUCCUCGUCCGCAUUUCCAUCUCUCCCUUCGGCUGCCGGCUCCUCCUCUUCAUCCUCCCGCCCCAACUGGACAGCCUCUUCCGCUCCUUCGUCCUCUCAGUCAACGACCCUCAACCGUGCCCGUCCGGCACCCCGUCCAACAGGCGAGGACGCCUUCCCCGCUCUGCCUGCCGCACCAAAGCCCACAACCACGAUCUUUGGCUACGGCAACGGGCGUGCCGUCCGACGUGACUACGGACACCGUGAGACGGGCUUCCAAUGGGGCAGUGGACCAAGCACGCCCGCCGCCGAGGAGCCUGCUGCCGGAGCCGAGGAAACCGGAGGCAAGGGUAAGAAGGGCGGCAAGAAGGGUAAGAAGCAGGUUUUGGUGCAAUGGGGUUAA